AUGACCACCGAACCCCAGUCGCAGCUCCGAUCACAGGACCAGAUUGACAAGCGAGUGCCUCCAGAAAUCUGGGAACAGAUCUUCCAACACCUCUACCCAUCACAGCUCUCCCGGAUGUCGAUGGUCAACAGCAACCUUAACAAGAUCGUGUCCUCUCUUUCAGUGUGGUCCCGCAUGUUCUCGGUAGUCUAUGGACCCAAGAAGCGACUUCGCACUCUUCGCAAUAUGCCCGAAUCCAAGAGCUACAUGCUCUAUAUGUGCGCGAGCAGCUUUCAUGUCUGUGAAGGGUGUCUCGCUCUGGUGCCAUUCGUGUUCAAUCCAAACAUGCCAGCGAACCUGCAACCAGUUCUGGCGGAUCUACCAACGUUGAGCAAGGGCGAAAUCAUAUACCUGGGAGAAGAAAUCAAUAAGGGCUGGAUGGUCUGGCUAGCAAGCUUGAUGGCCCCUUAA
Linnemannia hyalina is the source of this 450-nucleotide messenger RNA. NCBI's taxonomy places the organism in Eukaryota, Fungi, Mortierellomycota, Mortierellomycetes, Mortierellales, Mortierellaceae. The record is from the annotation of a GenBank genome assembly.